Molecule: messenger RNA, 2137 nt
Organism: Hypoxylon fragiforme
Lineage: Eukaryota; Fungi; Ascomycota; Sordariomycetes; Xylariales; Hypoxylaceae
Product: FAD binding domain-containing protein
Exons: 1
Coding region: 190-1914 (574 amino acids)
Molecular function (GO): oxidoreductase activity, acting on the CH-CH group of donors
Source: RefSeq, a predicted model, not a curated record
CACGUGAAAGCGAACCGCGCUACUAUAAGACGUUCCCCAACUAACCAUGCCAACCUUGAACUUACAAGGGAGGAUUUAUUAUUUCUUAAUCGCAUAUGUCUAAUGUUGAAAUAAGAAUAAGAAUAAUUCGUAUGUAUAUAAUAUAUAAAUCAAAGAUCAAUUUAUACAAUUUAUAACAAAAUAAGCACAAUGGCAUACGACGACACCCCCGCCAAACAAACCUCCCCCGUAAUAAUCGUGGGGGGCGGCCUAGCCGGUCUCGUAGCCGCCUUCGAGCUAUCCUCGCGCGGCGUCCGCUCCAUCAUAGUAGACCAGGAGGGCGACCAGAACCUGGGCGGGCAGGCCUUCUGGUCGCUGGGCGGCAUCUUCUGCGUGGACUCGACGGAGCAGCGGCGCCUCGGCAUCCGCGACAGCCGCGCGCUCGCCAUGCGCGACUGGCUCGGGUCCGCGCGCUUCGACCGCCUCGACGGCGACGACGUCUGGCCCCGCCGCUGGGCCGAGGCCUUUGUCGAUUUUGCCACGGACGGCAUGGAGAAGUACCUCAAGGCCAGAGGCGUCGGCUUCAUGGUCAAUGUCAGCUGGGCCGAGCGCGGCGACGGGACGGCUGAUGGCCAUGGCAACUCGGUACCCCGCUUCCAUAUCGCCUGGGGCGCGGGCCCCGAGAUCGUGCGCGCGUUCGAGGAGCCGGUGCGGGAGGCGGCGAAGAAGGGGCUCGUGGAGUUCAAGUUCAGGCACAGGGUGGACGAGCUGCUGGUCGACGAGAGCGGCCGGGCGUUCGGGGUCAAGGGGCAGAUUCUCGAACUGGACCCGGCGCCGAGGGGUGCGAAGACGUCGCGGACGGAGGUUAGCGGUUUCGAGUUCCACGGGUCUGCUGUCAUCGUCUCGUCAGGUGGGAUUGGCGGGAACGUCGAGGCUGUGAAAAAGGUAUGGCCGGUAGGCCGGCUUGGUCCCAAGGUCCCGGAGAACUUCGUCAUCGGUGUCCCCGCGCACGUCGACGGCAGGAUGAUGGGUAUUGCCGAGGGCGCGGGCGCCAACUUGGUCAAUCGCGAUAGGAUGUGGCAUUACACGGAGGGGCUGCAGAACUGGGACCCGAUCUGGCCGAAUCAUGGAAUCCGCGUCCUACCCGCGCCUUCGUCGCUUUGGCUCGAUGCUACCGGCAAGCGACUACCACCUUUCCUCUACCCGGGCUGCGACACCCUGGCCACGCUCAAGCAUAUCUGUAGCACGGGGUACGACUACAGCUGGUUUAUCCUGGACCAGACCAUCAUCGCGCGCGAAUUCGCGCUCUCGGGCUCAGAGCAGAACCCCGACAUCACCGGGAAAAGCAUAUGGCAGCUCCUGCUCAACCGCGUCUUCGGGUCCAAGGGCCCCGUGCCAGUGCAGAAGUUCCAGGAGCACGGCAAGGACUUCGUCGUGCGCGACAACCUCGAGGACCUGGUGUCCGGGAUGAACGAGCUCGCGCAAUCCGUCAGCGGUCCCUUGCUUGACCCCAAAGCCAUCAGAGAAGUGGUGGAGGCGCGCGACGCGCAGAUGGAGAACAGCUUCUGCAAGGACGCGCAGGCGAUGCUGAUCCGCAACGGCCGCAACUACUGGCCCGACAGCCGCAGCCGCGUCGCGCCGCCGCACCAGAUCCUCGACCCCAAGCACGGCCCGCUCAUCGCCGUGCGCAUGAACCUGCUCACCCGGAAGACGUUGGGCGGUCUCGAGACGAACCUCGAGAGCAACGUUAUGAAGGCGAACGGCGAGAAGUUCCCGGGUCUGUACGCGGCGGGCGAAGCGGCUGGGUUUGGCGGCGGCGGCGUUCAUGGCUAUAACUCGCUCGAGGGCACGUUUCUUGGUGGAUGCAUAUUCUCGGGCAGAGCGGCUGGACGGGCUAUUGCUGAUGAGCUGUUGGGGCCAAAAUCUAGCAUUUGAAAAUGAGAGGGAACUAGGUGCGCUUCAUUCUUGUGGUCAUAUUUCACACUUAAGGGAUAUCGGCAGAUUAGGGGGGGGAACUUGUAUGUAUAUAGCGUUCGAAAUGUUCUCUGGCAACUAAAACUAAGCGGCGGCGAUGAUGUAUGGUAUUUUCUUUUUGGUUAUAGCAAUGAUUGAAAUUGAAAAGGGCCAAGCUACGAGGACAGUAAGCGAAUUCUGACAG